CUUUUGCUUUGGUUUCUGAAGAUACAAAGAAAGAGGUCAAGCAAUCUAAGAAUUUGGAGAGAGGUGGUAUCUCAAGGAAGAGUGACGUAGGUGAAGAUCGCUGUGCAAAUGUUCUGGUCUCUCCCGAAGACACGGGGAGAACACUUUUCAGAUUGACAUAGUGGCUCGUGAUUUGUAUUGGAAACGACAGCUCGUAUGUUAGAUUUGAUGUCCUUGGCCACCAUUUGAUUUAAAAGGAAUUGUAUUUGUCAUCCAGAGUCAAAGUAAUUCUUUUCAUGCAAAGAGAGCAGAACAGUUAAAACAAAGCAUCUUAAAGCAAGCGGCAAAUCUUACACAGGAACUCCCAAGAGUCCUCCUUCUUCAUCAGAUGUCUAAGCAGGAGGGUGCAUGGACCAUACUUCCACUGUUACCACACUUUUCUGUAACGUAUAGCAGAAAUUCAUCAUGGAUUUUCUUCUGUGAAGAAGAGACAAGAAUACAAAUUCCAGAACUCUUAGGAACACUCAGAAGAUAUGACCCAUCCAAGGAAUGGUUUUUAGGAAAAGCAUUACAUGAUGAAGAAUCUACAAUAAUUCACCAUUAUGCCUUUUCUGAAAAUCCUACCGUUUUUAAAUAUCCAGACUUCGCUGCUGGCUGGGCUCUUAGUAUUCCACUUGUAAACAAGCUUACCAAGAGGUUAAGGAGUGAAUCCCUGAAAUCCGACUUCACAAUAGAUUUAAAACAUGAGAUUGCCCUCUACAUCUGGGACAAAGGGCAUGGGCGUCCCCUUACUUCGGUGCCCGAGUUUUGUACAGAUGCUGUGAAUGCCUACUGUGCUACCACGUUCCAUUCUUUCCUACCACUUUGCGGACAUCCAGUGAAGAAAGAGGAUAUAUUUUUCGCAGUAAAAACAUGCAAGAAAUUUCAUGGUGACAGAAUCCCCAUUGUAAAGCAGACCUGGGCAGGACAGGCAAGUCUCAUUGAAUACUACAGUGAUCACGCAGAAAGUUCUAUUCCUACAGUAGAUCUGGGGAUUCCUAACACAGAUAGAGGUCAUUGUGGAAAGACAUUUGCCAUUUUGGAAAGAUUUUUGAAUCACAGCCAUGACAAGAUAGCAUGGUUAGUCAUUGUGGAUGAUGACACGUUAAUAAGCAUCUCCAGGCUCCAGCACUUGCUUAGCUGUUACGACUCCAGCGAACCGCUGUUUCUGGGAGAGCGUUACGGCUACGGCCUGGGCACUGGAGGCUACAGCUACGUCACGGGAGGAGGAGGAUUAACGGUCUCCAGGAGCUGCUCUAACCCCUUUCUCUGUCUGCUCUGGCUUCCCACUAGAAUGGUCUUCAGCAGAGAAGCAAUCAGGAGACUUCUCGCCAGUAAGUGUCGCUGCUACAGCAAUGAUGCCCCCGAUGAUAUGGUCCUGGGAAUGUGCUUUAGUGGGUUGGGAAUCCCUGUGACACACAGCCCUCUCUUCCAUCAGGCCCGGCCCGUGGAUUAUCCUAGGGACUACCUUUCUCACCAAAUUCCCAUAUCUUUUCAUAAACACUGGAACAUCGAUCCGGUAAAGGUAUAUUUCACGUGGUUGGCACCCGGUGAGGAAGACAAAGCCGGGCAGGAGACACAGAAGGGCUUUAAGGAAGAGUUAUAAAGUGUGCUGGCCUAUGAGCACAGUUUGGUUACGAGACCGGAGUGGAGGCUGGCGUCGUCCUGCGAGCUCUGACCACAUUGCUUCCAUGUGCCACAUGGCAUUGGGAGACUCUGACUUUAGGUGGAAAUUAUGUAUAUGGUAUUUUUUGAAGGGGGGGGGGGAAAAAACAGAGUCGUGGGGGAAACAGAUUUUUUUUUUUUCUGGGAAAAAUCACUUGCUUUUUGCAUUAUGCGGUUAUUGUAAUAUACAGUGAUUACUGUGUAUUUUUCAAGCUGUGAUACAGCAGCUUUAUUACUGUCACAGAAAAAUAAAUGGUACCAGAAGUCUCCUUCCUGUUUUCUCUCUUCAUUAUAAAGUGUCAGAUGGGCAUGAGACUGGUAAGACAUGACUGUGUGUGUGUGUAUAUAUAUAUAUAUAUACACACACACACACCCACUCUACAGUGUGUGUGUGUAUAUAUAUAUAUAUAUAGAAUAUAUAUAUUCUAGUGUGUAUAUAUAUAUAUAUAUAUAUAGAAGAGGCAACAUCCGUUGACAUGGGUAUUACCAUGAUGUGAACUUUUUAACCAUAUUAUUAAUGAUGAAAAUUAUUUUCUGGUUAUUCAGUAGGAAUAAUGCUGUAUUAAAUAUUCAUCAAACAUCAUAAGUCGAGAUACGAAGUCCCCCAUAGUCUAUAAUCAGGGUUGUUAUGUUUUAUCUGUUUUUCUGUUGGUGCCUCAUAAAAAGAGAAUAAGAAGUCUUCUGCUAGAGCUUUCUAUUUCUUUCUUUAGAGGUUCAUCUCUGUUCUAUUUCUCCCCGAAGCCCUAUCUUUAUGACCUACUUGUAACACAAAAGUGUGCUGGAUUCCGCCAGAAAAUAGUGUUCUCCAUAUUUAAAAACAAUGUUGUCGGGCUUUAUUCAAGUCUGUGAGUUCUGUGGAAGUCUCAGGAAGUGAAUUAAAUUAAUUUGUACCUGAUGUUUUACUCUUAUUUUUCUUUGAAUGUUACUUAACGACUGUCUCCUGGCUCAUAAUAGACCCCCCAAUGUACCGUGAAACCCUAGUGGAAAGGCAGCAUGGUGAUUUAGUAAUUUCCCUGGGUUCUUACAAAAUGAGAUUUGAGUACAGUAUUUUGAAACAGCUCUAGUUUUCAAAUCAUAUCUUUAGUAUCUAGUAAUUUAACACAUUCAUUAUUAAUUUGUAAAAAGUACUCUGUUAACAUUUUAAUUAUGUAAUUCGGUUUUUUUUAAGGGUGUUUGCAUAAAAUUUGAUUUUGAUAUGUCUUAAACUAAUUUCGGUCUAGUAAAAUACUUUCCUCUUUUUUUAAAAAAAAAUUGCUAUUCAUUAACUUUGCUUGUAAGGCUUUUUAUGGCCAAGCACAGGGUUUUAAAGCCAUACCACUAAAAGUACCCAUGUGUGUUUUUUAACAAUACAUUUUCUUGUAGCUUAGCUUGGACUCAUUUCCAAAAUGAUGCAAUAGUAUUUUUUACUGGUUUCCAAAUUAGCAAAAACCAGAACUGGUGUGUUUUCGGUGGUGACCGAAUGCAUUAGAUUCAUUUUUGUGAAAGUGGAUAUGGUGGCCUGUCCAAGGACUGGAUUGGGGACGAGCGGAUGUUUGAGAAGCACCCCAAGGGUCUAUAGAUCCUGUCAGACUGGUGGCGACAUCAGCAUCGUUGUCAGAGCUGGGAUGGCUGUCCUUGCUAGCGUCACAGUCACCUUCCUGUUAUCUGUGAUCAGUACCCCCCCCCCCCCCCCCCCCGGGGAGCCUGGCUGCCUGACCCAGUGGAAAAGAGGCUUUGGUUCUUCCUGCUCUGGCCUCCCAAUUGUCAUACUCCCAAUAUGGCACAUUCAUUUGACAGGAUUGAACAGGCGUCUGUACAUGAAGAUCCACGUCAAGCUUUCAGUGCCUUCUACUGAUGCCAGAGUACCUCCUCUGGUACUUGUUGGUGUUUCACUGAUUGUGUUUACUUUUUGGAACUAUGUCAGCCUAACCACAAAUAAAAGAUGUUUGCCUCGGUUA
This is a messenger RNA of Herpailurus yagouaroundi (jaguarundi), 3620 nucleotides long. RefSeq names its product beta 3-glucosyltransferase (gene B3GLCT). NCBI's taxonomy places the organism in Eukaryota, Metazoa, Chordata, Mammalia, Carnivora, Felidae. The transcript is spliced from 15 exons. The record is from RefSeq and is a predicted model, not a curated record. Gene Ontology annotation, cellular component: membrane. Bases 368 to 1624 code for a protein of 418 amino acids. Gene Ontology annotation, molecular function: glycosyltransferase activity.